AUGCGUUUCGAUAUUAUUUGCUUUGUUAUUGCUUGUAUUUUGUUGAGCGUUGUCAAUACACAGAACGAUACAACAUAUUACACUAUUCAAACGACAACAAAAACAGUCUCAACAAAUACUAGUAAUUCAACAGCACCAACAACAACAACAACAAUGAUGUCUACCAGCACUACUACAAACAUGACGUCAGGUGCAAAUAAUAAUGUUCAACAUCAAUCAAUUAUUAUUCCAAUUUCAAUCCUUGGUACUCUCUUUCUACCAUUUUUUAUCCAAUAUACAUAA
Molecule: messenger RNA, 282 nt
Organism: Adineta steineri
Lineage: Eukaryota; Metazoa; Rotifera; Eurotatoria; Adinetida; Adinetidae
Source: the annotation of a GenBank genome assembly